Messenger RNA from Orussus abietinus, 3594 nucleotides. RefSeq names its product ER membrane protein complex subunit 1 (gene EMC1). NCBI's taxonomy places the organism in Eukaryota, Metazoa, Arthropoda, Insecta, Hymenoptera, Orussidae. The coding region runs from base 144 to 2942 and encodes 932 amino acids. The record is from RefSeq and is a predicted model, not a curated record. The transcript is spliced from 15 exons. Gene Ontology annotation, cellular component: EMC complex. Gene Ontology annotation, biological process: protein folding in endoplasmic reticulum. Gene Ontology annotation, molecular function: protein binding.
CAUCUCUGGGUAGAGUUGUUUAAAAGAUGGCGGCCUGGUUCCCUAGAUCCUUAGAUUAUAGGGAUUUUGCGUGUGGCUGGUUGUUAGGAUUUGCUUAAAUCACAAACAGAGAUGAAAAUUACCGUCUGCCACUGUCCACCGUCAUGGCGCCGUUGUUGUGGAGUUUUCGAGGAAAUUUUAACCGGUUUUUACUUGACAUACAAGUAUUACAAUACCUAAUCGUGUUUUUCGGGCUGUUCAAUUUGUCUCUGUGCCUUUAUGAAGAUCAAGUUGGCAAAUUUGAUUGGAAACAAAACUACGUAGGCAGGAUUAAGUUUGCCAGUUUCGACACUGUAUCAACAGCGAAGAAGAUCAUUGUAGCAACCGAGGAGAACGUUGUUGCUGCAUUGAAUCUUAAAUCAGGUCAGAUAUUAUGGAGAAGAGUGCUGGAACAAGGAUACACAGGAAGGAUACAUGCGUUGCGAAUUAUCGCAGAUGGAAGCCUUAUUUCUGUAAACGGUGGCGUUCCUGCAAUUGUGCGUGCCUGGGAUCUGGCUACUGGUAAUAUUCUAUCAGAAUGGCCCAUUGCUGAACAAAACCCUGAUAGGAUAGGAGAGGAAAAAUGGUACAUAGCGGAGGAUGGAGUGGUUCAUCAUAUCAUGCUAGUUCAUAGCAGCGGAGUAAAGGUAGAGGUGAAAUCAUAUGCCAGUUUGACUGGCGAAAAAUUGAGAAGUAAAACAAUUCCGGCUCCGGUUAUAAGCCAAGACACGAGUUGUGUGGUGGCAGUACAGUCUCUGGUUUGUUUGAGAGGAGACGACUCCUUAGCUGUACUUCUUAAUGUACCUCUCUUUGACGAUACCGCACAACCAUGGAUGGUUACAAUUAAUACAAUAUUUGGAGCUGGAGUGCAAGGUCCGUUUCAGCUGACAGCUGUGCCAGGAGACGACUCGGUACUCUCAGUGAGUGCAGAUAAUAACCAAAGAAAGAGAAUCGUUGUCGUUAAAGAGUCACCGAUUCCCAUACAGAGGGAUAUAAGUGGCGAUGCAACGCUGUACGUCACGUUAGCAGACAAUCAGAACAUUCUAUUGGAAACAACAUAUGAGAAUGGAAUGACGGAAGUUAAGGCAUGGGAGCUCGAGUCAUCGAAUCCUAUACCAAACUUAUCGGUUGCAGUAUUGCAUUCAUCACUGUAUUUCCCAACUAUUAUGGCAUCGGUUUGCCCACGUCAAGCAAAAGGAAUAAUGUGUCGGCAUUUAUUGUCAUCGGAAGAUCAUGGUGUUGCGUUGCUACAGCAUAGUAAACUUGUGUGGGCACGAGAAGAAGCUCUUGCUGGCAUCGUUAUUGUAGAGUUGGUGGAACUCCCAAUGUCCGACAGAGAUCAAGCUAUCGAAACAGAAUUCGACCAGAAAGAAAGUAUCGAUGUAAGCGGUUCAUGGGACGUCAUGGGUAUGAUGCUACGCAGGAUCAGUUCUCAAUUCAAUCAGUUAAGAACAUUUCUGCAGUCCUCUUUGAAUUUCACUCCUCAACAGUCUGAUCGAAGAGUGGAUCUGGUGAGGGACAAGUUUGGUUUGCAUAAAAUGAUCGUCGUAGUGACCACAGCUGGAAAGCUGUUCGGGAUCGAGACGAAGAAGGGAGAAAUUAUCUGGCAGCUGCGCGUGCCGAAUAUUCGCGGAUUGUCGAAGGACUCCGACAAUAUGAUCCUCUACGUGCAACGAGGCAGCCGUCAUUUCCCGCACCCUUCUCAGUGUGCUUUACUCGCUGCGGAUAAGGAAACCGGCGAAGGCGUCAUUUUCACGUUCAACCCUAUAAUCGGGCAGCCCUUGGGAGGCGCCAUCAAGCUGGGAUAUAAAGUGAAACAGUCGAUGCUGCUGCAUGCCACUACGGAGGACUUCCUGAGGGGGAUCUUGGUCCUCGACAACAGAGACCGAGUGCACGUAUUCCCAGAAAGUGCGACCAGCGUCGCCGCCAGUGUCGGGAAACACGUCUACAUGUUCACAGCUGACCGAGAGACCGGCGUGCUCGCUGGGUAUUCUCUUUCCUACAGUACACCGCAGAACCUGGUUGCCCAUAAAGUUUGGGAAGUGGUCCUCUCGCCGAAGAAUCAGCUGAUCACGAACAUCGUGUCGAAGAAUCCCAUCGAGCGAGUGCACUCGCAAGGUCGGGUCUUGGGAGACCGUUCGGUUCUGUACAAGUACAUCAACCCCAACUUGGUGGCUGUUGUCACCCAGGGUGUCGGUAAUGUUCAUAAAAAUACGCUCAGUCUGUACCUGUUGGACGUCGUCUCGGGGGCUAUGGUAUUCUCCGUGGCUCACAAACGAGUACGUGGACCCGUCCACGUGGUGCACUCCGAGAACUGGCUGGUUUAUAGCUACUUUAACGACAAAAGUCGCCGCACCGAGAUCGCCACUUUGGAGCUUUACGAGGGGAAGGCGCAGAGCAAUACCACAGUGUUUUCAUCGCUGGCCACCACGAAGCUGCCGAUCAUCGAGAGGCAAGCCUUCAUAUUCCCGGCUUCGAUAGAGUCCAUGCGAGAAACUAUCACGGAAAAGGGAAUCACCAAUAAACAUAUUUUGGUGGGCUUGGCUAAUGGAGGCGUCCUGGAAUUACCGUGGGUCAUGGUGGACCCUAGGAGGCCCAUCAACCCCGAGAUGAGGGAGGAAGGAGUGAUCCCCUACAUGCCGGAAAUUCCCAUUCACAUGGACGGCAUAAUCAAUUAUAAUCAGAGCAUUGCCAGGAUACCGGGCAUACACACGAGUCCCAGUGGCCUUGAAAGUACCUGUUUAGUUUUUGUACAUGGUCUCGAUUUGUUCUACACUCGAGUAGCUCCUUCCAAGACCUUCGACGUCUUGAAGGAAGACUUUGACUAUUACCUUAUCGUCAUUGUUCUGUCGGCGCUGUUGAUAGCGUCAUAUGUGACCAAAAAGCUGGCCUCCCAGAAGGCUCAGAAACAGGCAUGGAAAUGAUGUCUAGACAUUUCUAUCCGAGGCAACGUCCAGGGACGUAACGUCACGUUAACAUUCUCACUGUUCGAGGUCGGUGACACUACCGUUUGUUAAAGGUAAUUUGUACGAUAUACCAUGUUUUUUCAUAAACGACCGCUGUAAUGGAAAGUAUACACUGAUACUUAGCGAACUUACCCAAAGAUCAUUAAAUAAGUACAUAGGCGUAUACUUAAAUUUUUCAUCGGCACAAAGCUUAUGGCAAUAUGCAUAAACACGCGUUUGUAUAGAGUUUAGGGCUCGGAUAGUCUAGCGUGUAAUUUUCCUCCCCCCACGGUUUUGUCAUCUCGAAUUGUAACGUAAACGUUUAUACAUAGCUGUUUAACUCCGUUGUUAUAGUCGGGGUAAAUCGUCAUUAAGUUAAUAGAAGAGAGAUAUAACACGCGAAUAGGAUACGUAAUAUAUUGAAUAAAAUCGUGUGUACAUACUGGGUCUUUGUAUUCACAUGUCGGUUGUUUUCUCUUCGAUGUAGGUUAAUAUUGUUUCUACGUUCUCCCGAUACUCAUCCUGCGUACUGGAAUCCAGACUCUGGGGACCGAUAAGACAAACAUUGUAACGGGGACUCUCGAUCUGCAGUUUGGUUAAUGUACAAUUGAAGUGAGAAAAUGACGAGCGA